AUGGCAGAAGUUGUUGAAAUUUCUGAGACGGUGUCUGAACCGGAAGUAGUGGCUGAAGAUGUUUCUGUGGUUGUUGAAGAGGUUUCUGGUGAUAAUGUGGUCAAUAUUGAAGAAAUAGCUGCUGAAGUGUAUUACUAUCAGUUAGAGCAGGAAGUUUUGGGAAGUUUAAUGAAAUCUGUAUUGCCUCCUAACAUUUCUGAAUCUUUUGCAGGUUACUUUGAAGAACCAAAGACCGGAUCAUGCCCAAGGUUUGAAGAGAAGAAAGAAGUCGUUGAAGAGUUGAUAGAUGUGUCGAAAGAGAUGACUGGAGAAGCUUUGAGAGACAUAGCUGACAAAGCUCUAAUGGGAAAACUCAAAGAGGUAGACUCAGAAUCCGAGGAGUCAAAGUCUGUCAGUAGUGUGUCUGUCAAACAAGAGGAAUCUGGAGUUCAAGAGAUCAAAUCAGUCAAACUGUCUGAGUCUGAGUCAAACAAUGUCGGUAAAACUGAUUGUGUAGAGCAGAAAUAUCCAGAUGGGGUGGAAGCAGCUUUGAAUCUCAAAUUGAGAUCGAUAGAAGAUGAUUUGCCUGAGACCAUAGAUGUCACAUUUUCCCCAUCCGAUACCGACAAGAAAUCUCAGGUUAUUAAAACGAUUGUCGAUCAGGUGUUGGAUGAGGAGAGUGAUAAAUCUGAAAAGGCUCAAUCUGAGAAGUCGAAACCGUCUGUUGAGGUCAAAAAGAUGGAGAAUGCUUUGAAAAGUGAAUCAAACAUUUUUAAAGAUGAUGUUGUUGAGUUUGAGAAUGAAGUUGAUAAGUUUCUUGAUGAAUUUCCACCGAUAACUAACAAAAUUAAAACGAUUGUGAAAGAAGAAGUUCCAAAUGUCACAUUUGAUUUUCCGAAAACAAAUGAGAAGUGUGAUGUUGUGUUCGGAAGUGUGUCAGAAGGGCUGUCCAAGUCUAUUCUAUCAAAGUGGAUUAUGGAUAGUGGCGCUUCAAGGCAUAUGACUGGGACGCUUGCUCUGCUCUAUGAUGUCAAAUCCAUAAACGGAAGCUAUGUUGGAUUUGCCGGGAAUCAAGGUGGAAGGAUCGUUGGUCAAGGAACGCUGUCAAAUGGCGUGAUUCCGUUCGACAAACCAGCUUCAGUGUUGUUCAAUCCUAUUCAUAAUGUGUGCUGCAGUUUGGAUGAGGAACAAAAUCCGUUGUUGUCAGAAUUCAGAAGUAUUCUGGAAUUUAUGAGGAGAGUGCCAAUUCUGAAAGCUUUAAUAGAGAAACGCUUAAUGUUCAGAUCUCAUAUUAAACGUUUUUGGAAGCAUGCAUCUUAUGAUGAACAAAGUAAAACAAUUAAUUCAGUUGUUAAGAUUAAUGAUGAGAAGAAACCAAUUGUCAUUUCUGAAGUUGUUAUUCGAGAAAUAAUUGAUUUCCCGGAUGAAGAGAAUUCGCCAACGAAAUUGCCAGAAAAGAUGGUUAAGGGCUGUAUGCUAAGAAUGGGCUAUGUUAGUGACUUAAACAGUGCAAGUUAUUUGAAGUCAAAGUUUACAAAGCUGUACAAGUUUCUUAUUCAUUCUGUGUUGAUAGCAAUGAGUCACCAGGAAGGAGGAUUUGAUACAAUGCGUGAUUAUUUGAUGAACAUGGUUGUAGCUCUUGUUUUGAACAAGAAAUAUAACUUUUCUCACAUUGUCUUCCAUUACAUGGUUGAUGAAAUAGUUUCGGACAGGAAGACUUGGCUAUAUCCAAGAUUUGUGCAGAUGAUGUUAGACCAUGCAUAUCCUAAUCUGGAUAGAGACGAAGAAAAUGAUCUGUUGGUGUUAUCACACAUGGAUAAUGAUUCUAUUAGAUCAUUAGCCAGAUAUCAUCCAAAACAUCCAGAGCCAACAAAGUUUGCUGAAUUAUUUGGAGCUAUUAAAGACGAAAAUUAUCAGGAUCCUGAUCCUGAAAAUCAUGAACAUUGGAGAAGUGAAGAAGAAAGAAAAGAGAAAGGUUAUGCUGAUGAGCUGAAAAUUCUUAAAAAUUUCAUGUCAAAGAGAGGUGAAUGGUUCUUAAAGGAACAGAAGAAGAAGAAGAAGACAAAGAAAGCUACUUCUAAGACACAAAAGGAUGAAGAUGAACCUGAAGAAGUUGAGCCAGUUGUUGCUGCAGAAGAAGAUCUGUCUAAUGUUGAUGAUCAUAUGUUGUUUGAUAAUGACGUCUUAGAGACAGGGCCAACAGUGGUUGCUGAAGUUGAUCAAGUUGUUAAUGUUGAAGCUCAGAAAGGGAAAGAUAAAGUUAUUGAUGACAUUGAGGGAGAUGAUGUGGAUAAAGAUACUACGAGUUCCUCGAGUUCUUCAGAAGAGGAAGUUGAUGAAACUGAACGUUUACGAAAAGUUCAGGAAGCAAUAGAAAAAGAGAAGUUAUUGAGAAAGAGAAAGAGACAGGAAAAGGACGAUGAUGAUGCUUACGUUCCUUCUCCUGAACAUGUCUCCGAGUCACAAUCUCCUCCAAGUGGUAGAAAGAAGGCUGGAGCUCGAGAUUUUUAUUUCGCAAACACCUCACAAGUAAAGAAUGUUGAAAAGAAGGUUGAUGAAGUGAUUGCUGAGAACAAGAAGCUAGCCGCUGAAAACAAGAAAGUUAUAGAUCGUGAAAGAAUUCUAGAAAUGCGUGUGAAGAGGUUGGAGAAUGAUAACAAAGAGUUGGUGAGAGUUGCUAAGCUUGAGGAAGAGAAAGCUCGACGAGAUGAGCAAAAUGAAUAUUUCAAGUUGAAGAACAAAGAACUUGAAGCAGCUAAAGCGUUCAGAGAUCAUGAGUUCUACAUAUUGAAUAAAGUAGUUGAAAGCAUGCUCGGAACGUCUGUAGAGAAAAAGUUUGAAGAGCUGCAAGUUGAAGAGCUUAGAGCGCAACGUCAAGCUGAGAUAGAUAAGAAAAUGAAAGAAAAGGGUAAAGGAGUUGAAGGAAGUUCUGCAGUGACAGAAAGAUCUAUUGUUCCUUCUAUGGUUGUUGAAAAUCCUGAGCCUAUCUCUGCUGUUUCUUGUCUUUUUGAGGAUUAUACUCCUCUUGAUGAGUUGAUUGGAGAUAGUGAUGAAGAAGAUGAAGAAGAGGAGGAUGACGAGGAAGAUGAAAAAGAUGAGAAAGUCUAUUCGGCGAGCAGUCAUGGUUCUGACGAUGAUGACGAUGAUGCUCAGGGUGGUACAGGAUUGAAAGUUACAGAGGCUUCUACUGAGAAUAAUGUUGAUGAUUUGAUGAACGAUUCUGUGAACGAAGAAUCAGGGGGAGCUGAUAGACAGGGGGAGUCAGGUGAUGCGCAGAACGUUCAACAAGCUCAGAAGUUGAUUCUGAGAUUGGAUACUUAUCAUGAAGAAGGAGAGCAUUUCCAUACUUACACGUUGGAAGCAAUUAAAGAAAUGACUCGCAUGGUGAAUCCUGACUUUAAGUUCGAUUUUGAAGAAGAACUGAAUGCCGAGUUUAAAGAAGAAUUGAACGCUUUCGAUAUAAAUCAGCAGUCUGAGUAUGAGUAUCGAUAUGUUGAAGAGGCUGACUUGUAUGAUAGAGUUGAAGUGGAAGACUGGACAGAUGAUGAAAGCGUUAAUGAAGAUACUUCACAGUUGCCAACGUUGAUGGAAUUCUUUACUGAGGAGAAUCGUGAUGAGCUGCGAAGAAAAGUUGCUGAAUUUUGA
Helianthus annuus (common sunflower) is the source of this 3624-nucleotide messenger RNA. RefSeq lists its product as uncharacterized. Lineage: Eukaryota; Viridiplantae; Streptophyta; Magnoliopsida; Asterales; Asteraceae. The record is from RefSeq and is a predicted model, not a curated record. Bases 1 to 3624 code for a protein of 1207 amino acids. The transcript has 8 exons.